AUGCGGAACCACCAACGCAUGCAUGUACAAAGAGGUCACUUCAAGAAGGGAGAAUUCCCGCCGCUGCAGGUCCCGAUUGCCUCAUCUGCUUCUAAUGUUGAAGUAAAGAAUCAGCUCGCAGCAAAUCCUGAAGAUGGCGGUGAUGAAGGCGAGGACGGCGCAUGGGAGGACGGCGAAUGCGAGGCCCGCGAAGCCGGGAAUAGCGGAAGCGAGAGUUUGGGAGACGAAGAAGCUCAGAAACAAGGCGACCAUGGACGUGCACCUGACAAAAGAGACGUGCAUCAAAGAGACCUUGAGGCCGAGUCCAACGAUGAUGAAGCCCUGGUGUCAGAAGAUUUUGAUUAUGCUUCAGCUGCCAUGGUAGCCUCCUGGCUCGACAACAAGCCUUCGGAAAGCCAAGAGAGGCUUCGUAAAUGCCCACGGAGUGUGGAAAAAGGGCUCGUGAUUGGUGCAGAGGUGUGCCCAAACGGAGCGACGAUCUCUUUGGAAAACGGCGCGUUGAGGGAAAGACUUGAAAUCGUCAGCGUUCAAUUUCGAUGCAUAACAUGCCACUCGAGAUACCGGUUCAAACAGUUUAUCUGGAACCACUUCUUGAACGCAGAGGACAGUCAGGGAGUGUGCGCCGCUAACAUUUGCGUCAAGCCAUUGUGGGAAGGCACCAAAUUCUGCAGAGUGCAGUUCCUCCAGUGGAAGCCAGAGGACCUUGCCCUUGAUCAGCAAUCGAUUGUUGAGCUCAAACGCUUGUUCUCACUGGCCGCAUCCGAGCAGUGGUUCCCCUUGAGCAAAAUAGCAAAGGUCAUGAAGAAGGAGACCUCUGAGCAGAAAGCACUGCCCCCUGCGCGCCUUGUCAACAUUGACCUGGAGUUGUCGUUCACUGACCGUGAAGUGCUCCAGAUUGGCCUCGCCGAUAUGGACGGGGAAUGCGUACUUGAUUGUCUGCCCAAGUACAGCAAACCUCCAGCUGCGCGAUCCUCGUCAAGCCCAGUGCCAUUAUCUUUCCAGCAAAGGAUGUUCGGAAAAAAGUUCAAAUUAAUGCCAAGCAUCCACGGCACCCUGGAUUCGAAGGGCGUCUUGGCACAACUUGAUGAACACGGUAUCACACCAACCACAACGUUCGUCUCGUGGGCCAGUUGGCAUUUUGACCUCUCACUUCUCAGAGAAUGGCUCAAAAUAGAGGGGCAUCAUGAUGUGCUUCCCAACAACGAAGACCUCUGGUUACUCUUGAUGGAUUUCCGAGGCAACUUGGAACGGAUACUCGGCAGAAAAUGCUUUAACGGCCGCCGCUUCUCGCUCAAAUUGCCUUUCCUGUUCCCCCUCUUAUUCGGAGACGAACAUCCUCUGACGGGUCAUAAUCACAUUGCUCUUGUGGACGCCCGACAGCUGGCCCUAUUGACCAAUCUGUUCCUCGACCUGUGCAAGCCCCUCGAGGAGCGAGUUAUUCGGAAGGGCUCAGAAGCCCGGGUCCCGGGGUCCUCGCACAAGAGGCAGUUGAAGGUGGACGUCUUCUACGAUUCUUCUACGUCAGCCAAGAGGCAAAAGCUAUCCUGA
Penicillium brasilianum is the source of this 1548-nucleotide messenger RNA. Lineage: Eukaryota; Fungi; Ascomycota; Eurotiomycetes; Eurotiales; Aspergillaceae. The record is from the annotation of a GenBank genome assembly.